AAUGUCUCAUAAAAUAAAAUUUAUUAGUUUUUUGAAGCUGGUGAGAAGAACACAAAAGAAAUUUGUUAAAAAAUUUUAAAAUGAAAUUAUUUGUGGUAUUUGCGGCUUUAUUGGCCUGCGUGGCGGCCUAUGAGGUGGAGUUGUUGACCGAACAACAAUGGGAGCAAUUUAUGCAGGAUGAGAGUAAGUUGACCCCCGAAACCAGAGGUUUGAUUUUAAACUCCCAAGCCAAGAAGGCUGUUAAAAAUGCUCUACAACAAAUGCCCUGCGGUUGGCCUGAAUAUGGUAUUCCUCCUUUGGCUCCCUAUACCAAUCCCGAUUUGGAAGUCCAUUUAGCCAAAUCUGUAGUAGAUGCCCUCGUUCAAAUGAUCCGUUUCCGUUUCGAUGGUUUGGAUAAAAUGGAAAUCAAGAAAUUGAAAGUCUCCUAUACUUUCAACAAGAAAGUUAAAUUCCAUUUCAAUUUCCCCGUUUUGAAGGCCACCGCUUCCCUCAUGAACACCGAUACCUUUUUGGAUACCAUGAAACAAUUGGGCUUGUCCGUACGCUAUGAGGGCAGUGGUCCUUUUGAGUUCUCUUUGCAAAAUCUCUCCAUUGAGGGUCAAUUCAAAUAUAAAAUGCCCUUCAUUUUCGGUUCCAUUAAGAUCUAUAAAUUCCAAGCUGUUGUUACUUUGGGUUCGGUUACCUCUAAUAUUGGUGGCAUUUUGGGUAAUGGCAAACUGAAUAAAUUGGUUAACGAUCAAAUUGAGGAUUUGGUGCCUUCGUUCAUUAAUGGUCAUCAGGCUGAGAUAAGUGCCAUGAUUGAGGAGAACUUUGUGCCUCGUGUUAAUGCCAUGAUGAAGGGUAAAAAGAUUUGGUAUAUGUUAGGUCAAUUGGGUGGUUCGACUAGUAAGUGUGAUGCUCCUCCAGCUCCCUGGUCGAAUGAGAUUUGAAACGGCUUUCUAAUGUGAUAUGAAAUAAAGGAAUUUGUUAACAUUUAAA
Molecule: messenger RNA, 978 nt
Organism: Lucilia sericata (common green bottle fly)
Lineage: Eukaryota; Metazoa; Arthropoda; Insecta; Diptera; Calliphoridae
Exons: 3
Coding region: 81-929 (282 amino acids)
Source: RefSeq, a predicted model, not a curated record